UAAUGAGUGGUCAUGUAUUAUGCAAAGCGAGGGAAAGCUGCACUACGAGACAGGCUUGAGUUUGAACAUCAACUGGGCAGGGGAUGAGGGGCAGAACUCCCCCUAGCAAAGCCUGUGUGGGGAGGCGAGACCAGUUCCAGGAGGGUCUUCGCUGCAUCCAAGAAAAUGCCUUUGCAAGGCUGUUCUGUAUGUUGACUGUUAGCAUCUAGUGAUCUCUGUAUGUUUAUACUUCACUGCCAAAAUGACAUCUUCGACCUCUGAACAGCAUCCAGCAUCUGAGAAUGCCUGCAGAAUCGCACUUGGACAAGCUAACCAGGUACAACCGAAACUGCCACUCCUGAAGAUUCUGCAAGCAGCAGGUGCACAUGGUGAAAUCUUCACGUUGAAGGAGGUCAUGCAUUACCUGGGACAGUAUAUAAUGGUGAGGCAGCUAUAUGAUAAGCGGCAACAGCACAUGGUGUACUGUGGAGGGGAUCAACUGGGAGAAUUGCUGGGACUGGAGAGCUUCUCUGUGAAAGAUCCAAGCCCAGUUUAUGACAUGCUGAAAAGGAACUUGACUUCUGUUACUAUUACAGAUGCUGCACAGACUCUUGCUCUCGCAAAGGAUCAGAGCGUCGAUAAUCCAAGCCAAGACCAGCUGAAGCAGACUAGCACAGAGGGAAGCUCUGACACUGAGGGAACGGAGGACAAAAGUGUUGCUCCUGCUUUGUCUACCUCACAGCGCAGCUAUGGAAACUGCGAAGACAAAGACUUAAGAGAAAACCUCUCAAAAAGCAAAAAGCCCAAGUUGGAUCUGGUGUUUGAGGAGUGGGAUGUAGCUGGCCUUCCAUGGUGGUUUUUAGGAAAUCUGAGAAACAACUACAAGUCCAGAAGUAACGGGUCAACAGACAUACAGACCAACCAGGACAUAGACACUGCCAUUGUUUCAGAUACUACUGAUGACUUGUGGUUCCUCAAUGAAUCUGCAUCGGAUCAAUACAAUGUUGCCGUCAAAGUGGAGACAGUGGACUGCGAAGAAGUGGGGAAAGAGAGUGACAAAAAGGUGAUUGAGGUUACGUGUACUGAUGACCUCGAGGAUUCUCAGUCCCUAAGUGACGACACAGAUGUAGAAGCUGCCUCUGAGGACUGCUGGCAAUGCACCAAAUGCAAGAAGUUUAACUCUCCAGUCAAACGGUACUGUUACCGCUGCUGGGCCUUACGGAAGGACUGGUACUCGGAUUGCCCCAAGCUAGCUCAUUCUCUCUCUCUGUCCACCAUUGAUACUAUUCAAGGCAAAAAGGAUGAUGAGGGAAUCGAUGUCCCAGACUGCAGAAGGACCGUGUCUGCUCCAGUUUGCCGACCCAAAGAUCUGCACACAGGUGAAUGUGAGUCCCAUGUAGACCCUGGCAGCUCUAUGGAGUCGCUGGGUUUGACACAAGAAUGCAAGGUCCAGGAGCCACAGAUGCAUUUUGGUGAACGCAAAAAGGAAGAAGUAGUAGAAUGGCAAGAGAAUAUUAAAAAUUUGUUGAAUCCCUGCCUUCUAUGCCAGAAGAGGCCACGGGAUGGGAAUAUUAUACAUGGAAGGUCUGGUCACCUAGUGGCUUGCUUCAGAUGUGCGAAAAUGCUGAAGAAAGGGAAAUUGCCAUGUCCAGUGUGCAAGAAACCGAUCCAGAUGGUGAUCAGAAUCUUCAUGGGGUAGCUGUGCCGCUGCAAGGUGCUUCAGGGACUUAAAUGGUCGCUAGUCAGGGGACAGCUGCUGCAAGGUUUACGUUAGUGUCUAUGGUGCUGCAGAGUAGCUCAAUUGUACAACUCAGCUAAAGAACAGGGGUCCCAAACUGAGAGAGGAAGUUGAGGAAUCCCCUUAAUGAAAUGCAAACUGUCACACACAUGGUCUUGUUUUCAUAACUGAUCCUUGCAGAAGCCAGAUGGUUAAUAAAUAAAUAUUUAACUCUGGUUGGAUAUAUGCUCUGCAGUAAGCUAAACUCUGUGCAGUGCCUGAAAAUAGAAAGCACAGGGUGGGAGGAGAGUGUGUCUGUGUGUACACACAUGUACGCUGGAUUCUCCAAGGCUCAGUUCUCAGAAGAGUAAUGGGUGAAUGGGGGUUACAGGGCUUCUAACUCUCUUCAGUAUUUUGUAAGAUCGGGUUGAGAGACUCCCCAAAAUCCAUAAUGAAAAACAAAUCUCCCCAACUUUUAAUCAAUAUGUAAACCACCCUGUAUGAUUUAGCAAUCAUGCAAGAGCAAGGUGUCAUGUCUUGCUCUCUUAAUGAAUCCUUUUUAAUUAAAAUACAGUGUUGGGGACCAGUUCCUCGGCUGCUGCCAGUCGGCAUAGCUCAGUCAACUCAGUGCUAAUUGACACCAGCUGUGGAUCUGGCCCUUAGGUUAGGUGUGCACUCACAGCAGUUGUGCGUGUAUAUAUGAGCAUUCUAAUGCUCAUAAUUAGCCCCUCACACCUACAGCUGUUUUAACUGCAUCUCUACCUUUUUUAAGCUGGCUGAUCAUUUGAGAAACGUCUCUGUUUAAAGUGCAAGUGAGAUUUACUAAUGACUAAUGUGCAAUUUUGAAAAAUAAGGCCUUUAUCUUAGUUCACCACCUGACAGCUGGUUUAUCUAAGGAACUGUUACAUGGUAGUAGUCACAUUUGGACCCUCCUCAAUUUCAUUUAGUUUCUUACAGGUUUUAACUCUUCUCAGAAUCUUUCUGCGGUAUUCUUAUCUGCACAGUGUAAUACAGGGUCCAUCUGCUGCUAGAAUUUGUAGUUUUAAACUGUUGUUAAAUUCUUUCUUAAAGAGGACAUCCUAGGUAUCUACCCACAUCUUUCUCAACCCCAUCUGCAGGAAAGAGCUCCAGGGGUUGAAGGCUGCCUCAGGGAGAGCAUCCUCUAUUGUCCCUUGUGGAGGUUGGUCAGGAUUUGCCCAUGUGGGGAAGGCUGUGGAGUGCCUGCCCUCAAACCUGGGGGAUCUAUAGGGGAACAGGGUCAUUCACAUUCCACUGGACCCACGCUACCAGAGUACCAGACUUCCGCCUACAGCCACAACUACCCUGGAGAUCCCUGAGGGUUUGAGUAACUUCCACUGGGCAGGUGGAGAAUCACUGUGCACCCAUGUUCCAUUCUCCUCUGGCCUGCCCUGUCUCUAUUCUGUUCCCCAGCAUGGACCUCGGACCAUGUGCAAAGGCAUCUGCAGGGUCCAUGGGGAGGAGACAGUGCUAUGGAAGCCCAUGAUCUUACCAAAUGCAGGGUUUCCUCCAGGCUAGAUCAAGCCCCUAUAGAUCUAUGCAUAUCACUUUCCCUUCUCUCCUGGAGAGCUAUCGCCAUAAUUACAGCUCACUAUAUAGAGUGAAUUUACUUACCCCCAUCCCUCCUCAAAACACACGGCCCUUUUAGCACCUUUGCUUUAUUUCCUACUUACUUAAAAUAAAUAAAAACCUAGAAAAAUAAAGAUGGCCAACACUUGUUAGAUCCCAUUUAGCCCAGCACUCCCUGGCCACCACAGGGUUGCUCUCAACAAUGUGUUAUCCAAGGUUUUGUCCAGGCCUGUUUAAAAUAGUUCUAGGGUGGACUCUGUCACUUCUCUGUUUUGAAUAUCAAGAAAUGUGCAUUCGGUGUAGCGGCUCAAUACACUGGGAAGCCAUAGUUCUUUGUCAAUAGAAUACACAUUGUGGGGUUGCGUCUUCCGCUGUGAAGACUAUGGGCUCCUCCAAAGAGAUGGAUUAUUUGAUCUACCAGGUGUUUACCUUCUAACUAUUAAGAUCCACAUACCUGCCUUCUACUGUAAAGUGUCUAUCCAGUGCAAGUUGGGUGGGGAUUCCUAUUACUUGGGCCACCUAGACUGCCCUGUCUCUAGCAUGUGAUUUGAGGAAGAUUUUGCCUCCCCCUUCUGAACCAUCACUGCCAGCCCUUGCAGCUUGUGCUGUCCAUCAUAGCCUUAUUGCCCAGAGUUCCCGAGGGUGUACAGUUCAGCUGAGCCUGAAAAGCUGCAGGAGGCUUUACGUAUUCACAGAGAACUGUAGUUUCUUCUCUAGCUACGUUCCUUUUUGAUCUAGUAUUUUUAUCGUAGUCUAACUCCAUUCAUCUCCCUGCUAGAGACGCAAAGCAGGUACAGGCACCCCACAAAGUUCCUCAGAGCAGCUUAGCACUCUGCUGCUGAAGCAGCUCUAUCUCCAAAGUUUCACAUGGAAAGGAAAGAGACAAUAUAUAGCAUGGACUGAUCAGUACCCUCUUAGCUAUGUAUGCAGAGGAAGCAGUGGCUCUCCUCUGGUUUAAUCUUGAGCUUGGGAGGAGGAGAGGGGAACGGAUCUCUUUUCCAUGAUAUAAUCCAGGCUUUUCCUCUCUCCCUAUUGAUAUGUGGCUUUUAGUUAGAAAGCGCUACUACUGGGCAUAGGCUGACCAGCACAGCGCCAGGACUGGAUGUGUCAGCUGACUGGUAGUACAUCGGUAGCUAUAAGUGAGCAAGUGUAAGCAGAACUGGGAACCUUUCCAUGCCAUUGAAUACUUGACACUCUUUUGGGUGGUUCUCAAAGCAACUUUUUUCUUCUCAAGUCCAAAACCAGUCUUUACCAUGUGUAAAGCCAGCUGUGAGCCUACGUCUGCUGGGGAAGGUCACAAAACACCAGCAGCACCAAAACCACGUUGAGCUUAUUCUUCCUCUGCAGGGAUGUGUGGGAUUAGAGCUAUCACUGCCAAAAGCACAUCAAACCUGUUGGUGAUUCUGCAGCUAUAUUAACUUGACAUUGUUUUACUGUGUGAUGAUUACUGUGUCUGUUUUUAUUUGCAAUAAAUGUACAAAUGGGAUGAGUUUUGUUUUUAAACCACAAGUUAAGCUGCAGUGCACCAAACUGCAGUUUCAAAAUAUUGUUUUGCAAACAGGCCAGAUCACCGAUGGGUGUAAAUCAGCAUAGAUCUAUUCAAGUCGUUGUUAUGCUGACUUGCACCAUUGGGGGUUCUAGCUCCAUAUCUGAAGUGCACUGGUUGCUUCCUUGCUGAAGGGUCACUAAAAUGAAGCUGAUACACCUUAGCCUUCCUUUCGGCGGUAGUAGAUUUAGCAGGGUUUCCUUAUAAUAUGAUAGUGUUAUAGAAGUGGGAACUGUUAGUUACCAGCUUGCUGCCUUCCCUUUCUUUGGAUGUUUGUGCGGUCGGCAAGGUGAAUGCUUGGAUGUAGACCUGAAAGCACAUCUUCUGGAUACUGUGAAUUUUGUUUUCCGUGUUGCCUUUAAAAGUGCAUUUUGUUAAAGGGUUCUGUUGGAAUAGUUUUCAGACCGAAUGUGUUACGAAGUGUGUAGUCUGUUGACCAAAAAAACCUGAAAGUACAAUUUAUUGGAAAUAUAAUAUCCUUACUGAAACCCUAUUAAGAUGUCUAAUAUAUACAAAGCUUGAGAUACUUGCCUUUAUUCAGUGGCUAAGAGUUAUAGGGAGUCUAACUGGAAAUCCCCUUGUGUCAAAGGAAAGCCGCAAUGAACAUUAGACAGUUCGGAGAUUCAUUUUUAUUAUGUAGCAAAUAUAAAAGUGGUAUUUCAGAAGCAUCAGCUUCUUUUUUGUACCUAUAUAACUAUUUUGCUUAAGGGUAUGAUUUUUCUCCCAUGAAAUAGUUAUACCAGUGCAAUGCCUAGUAUUGAUGCAGGUAUACACCAGUCUAAGGUAGCUUUAUACUGGCAUCUUAUUCCUCUUCCCAUAAAUGCGUACACCAGUGUAACUGUGUCUACACUAGGGGUAUGUGUUCACUGCCAAUGUCAAAGCACUGCCGCAGCAGUGGUUUAAUGUGGCUGUGUAGUCGUGGCCCCAGGGCUGGGAGAGAGGAAAAACCACUCCCAUGAGUGGAGUAGCUAAUGUGGCUCCCAAUGCUGGUGCACUGUCUACACUACCGCUUUACAGCGCUGAAGCUUAUUUUUUUCGCACUCCUGAGCGAGAAUGUUUCAGUGCUGUAACGUGGCCGUGUAGACAAGGCCUCAGAGGGUUGUAUAGCUGUAUAUUAGUUUAGGUAGAGUGGUACAGACAAGCCCUAAUUCAGUCAGAGCUGCUGUGUUAUUAACAUUUCCCAACAGGAAGUCUGUUCUCAUGCGUUAGUUGCAGAGACAGGACCCAAAGUAUUUCAAUAAAAUACCUAGCCCUUGUAUAGCUCUUUUGAUCUGUAGAUCUCAAUGCGCUUUAAAAGGGAGUCAGCAUUUUACAGAUGGGAAACUAAUAAAGGCACCAGAAAUUAGCCACCUAAAUCGAGAAUUAGGCACCUUAAAUCAGUGCCCGGAUUUUUCAGAGCUUUUGAACAGCUGGAUCUCCUGUUGACUAGAGUGUCAGUUGUGAGAUACACAACAUCUCUGAAACUCUGGCUAUGUAUAGCAGUGCCCCCUUUUGGAGCCCAGUCUGGAAAGGGUUGGCCAGGGAGGAUAGCUGAACAUGUGAAAAGCAGUGCAGUUGCCUGAUGUCCUGUUAUUAAAAAUAAUCGGUUAAUGUUAUGCAUGUUAAACUACUAUUAAUACAUUUUAAAAUAACACAACUGCUUUGAAAAUGACUCCUGCUCCCAUAGAUUCCCUGUGUCCCGAACUGUCAUUCAGCUUCCAAGGUGGCAGCUUCCUCAUUCAUUCUUAACUGUUUGUAUUCAGACUGUUUGCAAAUUAUUGGUGAUGACCUUUCUCUCUAAUAAUAAUAAAGUGCUGUAAGAGCUAUGGUGCUGUGCAAGCAGGAAUCCUUCCAAUACCCCUAUGUACCUAUCUGAGAAGGUGCUUGAAGAUGGCUAAAAUAUUGUGUGCGUAGCAGGAAUGUUUUAUGCUCUUGAAUAACAAUAGAAAGACCGAUUCCCUUCAGAAAAGGUAAUUUCUUACUAAAUCCUCUAAGUACCCUUCUCCUGUUUUGCGUCUAAAUGUAUUUUCAUCCAGGAAACGUGAAAUAUCUAUGGAUAUUGUAGACUUGUAGCAUAAAGCUCACCAAAAUACUUUAUUUAUAUUUGCACUAUUUUACCAUGCUUUGGUCGGACUAAAUUAAUGACUUGUUUGUUUCCCAUGCAAAAUAAAAUUGACACUUGAAAUCUUGUGAUAGGGUAACUUAGAAGGUUUAGUUUUUUAUUUGUACUGUGUUUUGGCAAGCUUAAAUAAAAUCUUUUAUUACCAGUAU
Gopherus evgoodei (Goodes thornscrub tortoise) is the source of this 7079-nucleotide messenger RNA. RefSeq names its product MDM4 regulator of p53 (gene MDM4). The record is from RefSeq and is a predicted model, not a curated record. The coding region runs from base 242 to 1678 and encodes 478 amino acids. Gene Ontology annotation, biological process: protein ubiquitination; negative regulation of apoptotic process; regulation of cell cycle. The transcript is spliced from 11 exons. Gene Ontology annotation, cellular component: nucleus. Gene Ontology annotation, molecular function: ubiquitin-protein transferase activity. NCBI's taxonomy places the organism in Eukaryota, Metazoa, Chordata, Testudines, Testudinidae.